This is a messenger RNA of Belonocnema kinseyi, 2935 nucleotides long. RefSeq names its product raf homolog serine/threonine-protein kinase Raf (gene Raf). Gene Ontology annotation, molecular function: protein kinase activity; ATP binding. NCBI's taxonomy places the organism in Eukaryota, Metazoa, Arthropoda, Insecta, Hymenoptera, Cynipidae. Gene Ontology annotation, biological process: signal transduction; protein phosphorylation. Bases 497 to 2770 code for a protein of 757 amino acids. The transcript is spliced from 3 exons. The record is from RefSeq and is a predicted model, not a curated record.
CUCUAUCAGUUUAAUAUCUACAGCACUGGCCUCGACCUUGUCGUCGGCUAGGCACAGGCACACUUGUGUGGGUUGGAUCAUGCUGGUACCUACUACUGCUCGGCAAUUCGGCACCUCGUAGUUCGUACGCCAGUGCCAGUUUUGUUUCGGUGCGGCUUGAGAGCAGAAAAUUAGGAAAGUACUGACAACUAGCGUGCACACAUUUCGCUUUUGUAGGUAUCAUCGUCGCGAUUCGCGGAAUGCGAUCCUUCGGUUGUUCCCGGUUCCGUGAAUUCGAAACAACACGUAACGAAGGCUACGAGAGCGAGAGAGAUAGAGAGUCAGGAGAGGAUAACGUAGGAUUUACUUACUAUACUUAGAUAGUAUAUCGCGGCUUGGUGCAUCGUGGACAGCGAAAACAGAUUGAUUUAAGGGACAACCGGCACUGGCAGCACCGGUUACGGGAGUAAGUCUUGCCGCAGCGGCAUUCCAGGAUGAUAUUUUACGCUCCAGGAAGAUGGCCGUGAUCGGCGAACCCAGGUUUCCAGCAGUCCACGUGAGAGAACUGUCGGAAUUCUUUAGUCAUAAAAGUAAAAGAAGAAUAAGUCUAUCCUCACCUGGCUGUCAUCGUAGGAAAAGGAAGAGUCGAUCGGCUCGCGAGAGCACGAUGUUGUGUUCGCGAAGUGCUGAUCAAGGCGACCUUAGCGACUCUGAAGAUGGAUCUGUGGAAACGGAUCCUCUUAGGUACGAACUUCGCAACAUCCAGAGCGUGAUCCACGUCAUACGUCAAAAUAUCGAUGCGCUCAAUAACAAAUUCGCCGGAUUUCAAGAUCCUCCUUCAAUUUACUUGACUGAAUAUCAAGAAUUAACCAGCAAAUUACACGAAUUAGAAUCUAAGCAGCAGAAACUUAAUGAACUGCUUAACUCCACAUCGACUGAAAGCGCAGUAUCCACGGAAAACGAAUCGCAUCUAUCUAAUAAGUUUCGUUCACCUAGAACUCCACUCAAAUCACUCGUCAGAGCCCAUUUACCUAACCAGCAACGUACAAGUGUGCAAGUCCGGGAAGGUCUUUCCCUAAGAGAUGCUCUUGCUAAAGCCAUGAAGCUCCGGAACCUCACCACAGAAAUGUGUAUGGUGUACAUAGUAGGAUCCGACGACUCGAAGCAUCCUAUUCCCUGGGAUACAGACAUUUCCUCCCUCGAAUGUGACGAAAUCUCGGUGGAGAUACUUGACAAGUUUCCUAUCGCCACUUCGAUAUCUCACAAUUUUGUUCGGAAGACCUUCUUCUCCCUUGCAUUUUGUGAGUGUUGUCGAAAACUCCUUUUCCAAGGGUUCUACUGCAGAACUUGCAACUACAGAUUUCAUCAGAGAUGUGCAGGUGGUGUGCCGGCACUUUGCCAUCAAACGCGCAUGCAAGACGCCUACUAUCAGGCGCUUCUUGCUCACAAUCCAGAAACUACUGCAGGAAUUCUGCAGCUACCUUCAGGCUACGGCCUGUCAUCCUCGUUAGCUACUUCCCGGAAUGCCAGGCACCCUAGAUCUCUCGGACAGCAAGAUCGAUCGAGCUCCGCUCCUAAUGUGUGCUUCAAUAUGGUGAAACCUGGAGGUGAACCGAUCAACCUAGAUGAGUACACGAGAUCCCAAUGUCUUGGACGACCCGUGGGUACUACCCAGAGCCCUAUGUCUCCUGAAAGUAGUCCCACCAAACAUAGUCAGUCCACUCAGGCAAGCCCUACCAGUACCCUGAGGCCGAAGCGCCCCAGGGCGCGCUCCGCGGAUGAAUCGUCGAAGAAUCUUCUCGCGCCUCGAGAGUCCAUCGAAGAUUGGGAAAUUCCAGCGGAUGAAAUCCUUGUUGGACCGCGAAUCGGGUCGGGAUCCUUUGGAACAGUCUACAAAGCUCAUUGGCAUGGACCAGUCGCAGUGAAGACUUUGAAUGUGAAGAUACCCACGGCGGCGCAGCUUCAAGCAUUCAAGAAUGAAGUAGCAGUCUUGAGAAAGACUCGCCAUGUCAACAUACUUCUUUUCAUGGGAUGUGUCAGCAAACCCCAGCUGGCCAUCGUCACUCAGUGGUGCGAGGGUUCAUCUUUGUACAAGCAUCUGCAUGUUUUCGAGUCAAGAUUUCAGCUUCUAACCCUGAUCGAGAUCGGCAGACAGACUGCACAGGGAAUGGACUACUUGCACGCCAAGAACAUUAUACACAGAGACUUGAAGAGUAACAACAUUUUUUUGCAUGACGACCUCACCGUGAAGAUUGGAGACUUUGGCCUCGCAACGGCCAAGACGAGGUGGUCAGGGUCUUUGCAAUUUCAUCAACCAACUGGAUCGAUCCUUUGGAUGGCUCCUGAGGUCAUCAGAAUGCAGGAGGAGAAUCCUUACAGUUUCCAGUCUGACGUCUAUGCCUUUGGUGUGGUCUUGUUUGAACUUUUGGCAGGUCAACUGCCGUACUCGCAUGUCAAUAAUAAGGAUCAGAUCCUCUUCAUGGUUGGAAGAGGAUACCUGCGACCGGAUUUGAAUAAACUAAGGUCAGACACGCCGAAAGCUCUUCGUCGAUUAACGGAAGAUUGCAUAAAGUUCUCUAGAGAUGAGCGACCGAUAUUCAGGCAGAUCUUGGCAAGCCUAGAAGCUCUCCUUAGGGGUCUUCCUAAGAUUACCAGAUCUACCUCGGAGCCAAAUCUGAAUAGAACUCAGCUACAAUCGGAUGAUUUUCUUUAUACCUGUGCUUCACCGAAGACACCUGUGAAUUUCCAGUUCGGAGCGUUUCCUUUCUAUCCAAGUGGAGGGAACAUUUAAACUUUGAAACUAUUGAGACUGUUGCGUGUGCGAGAACGUUAGUAAAUAUUGAAAGAAGCGAGAAACAUAAUAUUGUAGUGAUUAGAUAGCAAAAUCAUGCGGUCAGUUUCCACUUUCCGCCUGAUAUGGUCAGGUAAAUGAUCUUCGGUAUACAAGCAAUUUAAA